Protopolystoma xenopodis is the source of this 228-nucleotide messenger RNA. Lineage: Eukaryota; Metazoa; Platyhelminthes; Monogenea; Polystomatidea; Polystomatidae. The record is from the annotation of a GenBank genome assembly.
AUGCUCUUGGACAGUGGAAACCGACGGCAUGGGCUGCACGAAGUACAGCUAGCAUGGCGUACCCAUAGAAAGGAUGGAGGCAAAAUUCCUUCUGACGUUGGCGGAACCCCAAUUCACGUCCAGCAAAGUCGCAUUCCUCCGGAACGAAAGCCGGUGCAUGGCCCUCUGCUGGGUGCUCUGAACUACGUUGAAGACGAUAGACACCACUGUCGAAGGGAGAGUAGUUAA